Molecule: messenger RNA, 966 nt
Organism: Parnassius mnemosyne (clouded apollo)
Lineage: Eukaryota; Metazoa; Arthropoda; Insecta; Lepidoptera; Papilionidae
Source: the annotation of a GenBank genome assembly
AUGGCGCAUAAAGGUGGUUUCGAAGCACUAAACAGAACUCUAAAAGAUAUCAGAGGGAACGAUGACAUGAUGGGUGGAGUCGCCGUGUUGUUAGCUGGAGACUUCCGUCAGACUCUGCCGAUAGUGUCGAGCGGAACUCGAUCUGACGAAGUUAAGGCUUGCAUUAAGGCCUCAAAUCUUUGGCCCUUAGUCAAAAAACUCUACCUUAAUAUAAACAUGCGAGUGUACUUGAAGGGCGAUGUUUGCGCUGGACAAUUCUCCGAUCUCCUCUUUAAAAUAGGAAACGGAGAAUAUCCGGAAACUGAGGGCAAAAUUACAAUUCCACCAGAUCUUGCCUUAGUUGUGUCGACAGUUGACGACCUAAUAACCCGAAUAUAUCCAGUUGUCCACAACUUACACAGCAAAUCCACAGAGUGGCUGUGCGAACGUGCGAUUCUCACACCUAAGAACGAUCAGGCUUCCGUUAUUAAUGAGACUUUGUUGAAGUCGUUCGAAGGUGAAGAAUAUCAGUACAAAUCUGUGGACACUGUUGUGCAUACGGAUGAUGCUAUACACUAUCCUGUGGAGUUCCUAAACACACUCAACCCACCUGGUCUACCGUCUCACACACUUAUCCUCAAAGUGGGAGUUCCAGUAAUGCUACUGAGAAAUCUCAAUCCGCCUAAGCUGUGCAAUGGGACCAGGUUGCAUGUAAAAGCCUUACAUGAAAACGUGGUAGAGGCCAUUAUAUUUACUGGCUCUGCUCGAGGUGAAUCGGUGUAUAUACCGCGGAUACGAGUACCACUUAUACCAACGGAGUACCCAUUCCAGUUUAAAAGAUCGCAAUUCCCCCUUAAGGGGGAUUGCUUCUCGCACGGCCAGUUUUACGUGGCCUGCUCGAGAGUGAGCUCAUCUAACAACUUGGUCGUGUUAGCAUCUGAAGGCAGAACCUCUAAUGUAGUAUAUAAAGAAGUACUUUUAGCAUAG